AAGCGCCUGCGCAGGGGCCGCUGCGGGCGCGGUGCUGCCGGCGAUGGCGCUCGGCGCGGGCGGGCGAGCGCUGCGGCUGCUGCGGGGCCGAGUGCCUCCCCCGCUGCCUCCCCCGCUGCGGCCCCCGGCGGCGGAACAGGCCCGGCUCGGCUCCUCGGGCCCCGCCGCGCUGAGGGCGCCGCGGGCGGCCGGCGCCGAGGAGGCGGGUGAAGAUGCUGAACUCAGUGGCAGAAAGAAGACAUUCACUGAAGUUCAAACAGAACGACUGGAGCAAGCAGAACGGACUAUUUUAAUUAAGUGCUCUCCAAAACUUAAUGAAAAAAAAUUAUUGCAGUAUUUAUCUAGUCAUGGAAACAUUAAGAGUCAUUUCUUUUUUGAAAAUCGUGGUAUCCAUGCUUUAAUAGAAUUUUCGGAAAAGGACAGUAUAGUCUCAUUGCAGGAUGCUAUUGGAAUCCCAAGUGCUGCACAGCAUCAUGUUGUCCCAUUUAAAUCUAGAGUUUUUACUUUUACGCUGAAAAACCCAGUGAGUCAAGCUGCUGAAGAGACACCACUUCACCUCUCUCCUCAGUCUCACAUUUCAGUGAAGGAGCUUAUUCAAAAGCUUUGUUGUGCAGACAGUGUAAGCAGUCAGAUGUACAUUCUACUGAAUGAGUAUCAGCUUACAGAAGAAAAUAUCAAGCUCCGAUUUCUGGCCUGUUCUCUGGUUCGAGAUUUCACACGUGCAUAUUUUCCAGACAGCACAGUGAAGCCAUUUGGUUCUUCAGUCAACACCUUUGGCAAAUUGGGAAGUGAUGUGGACAUGUUUUUGGACUUCCAUGACCUACAAAAGCAUGCUACAAAAAUGAAAAAAGGCCCCUUUGAAAUGGAGUAUCAGAUGAAAAGACUACCGUCUGAAAGAUUAGCAACUCAGAAAAUUCUUUCUGUGAUUGGUGAUUGCCUUGAUAAUUUUGGCCCUGGAUAUGUGAACGUACAGAAGAUACUCAAUGCUCGCUGCCCGCUGGUGAAAUUUUCCCAUCAGCCGACAGGAUUCCAGUGUGAUCUGUCUGUGAGCAACAGCAUUGCUAUAAGAAGUUCAGAACUCUUGUAUAUUUAUGGCAGUCUUGAUUCCCGUGUAAGAGCGCUGGUGUUCACUGUACGAUGUUGGGCCCGCGUACAUGGACUUACAAACAGUGUUCCUGGUAACUGGAUUACAAACUUCUCCCUGACCAUGAUGGUCAUGUUUUUUCUGCAAAAGAGAUCACCACCUAUCAUUCCAACACUAGACCAACUUAAAGAACUGGCAGAUGAAAAAGACAAGCAUAUAAUUGGAGGAUAUGAUUGCACAUUUGUUAGUGAUUUAAGCAAGAUUAAACCUUCAGAAAGUACAGAAACACUUGAUGUAUUGUUGGGUGAGUUUUUUGAAUAUUUUGGAAACUUUGAUUUCAGAAAGAAUUCUAUAAACCUUCGAAAGGGAAAGGAAGUCAAUAAACCUGAGUCGUCUCCUCUUUAUAUCUGGAAUCCCUUUGAACAAGACCUUAAUAUCAGCAAGAAUGUUAAUCAGCCACAGCUGGAGAAAUUUGUAGCUAUGGCCAGAGAAAGUGCCUGGAUUUUACAGAAGGAAGAUAAAACUCAGCGAGUGAUCAAUAAAGAGCCUUGGGGACUGGCAGCCCUACUGUUACCAUUUGGAAAAAGUAAUUCCAGCAAGAUGAAGAACAGGAUGAAAGGAAUAGGAAGUGAAACAAUCAGAAGCCUUUUGGACUCUUUAAAGUUAAAUAAUGCAAAAUCUACAAAAAGCAGUGGGAAAGUGACUUUCAGCACAGAAACACAGUAGCUGAUAUUCUGUUUUAGGAAUUGAAUGUGACGCACAGCCCAAAGAACGUUACUUUUAAUAUUUCUAUUAUGGUGAAAUGGAGAGUCAAAUGACCUCUGUUUCCCAUCACGAUGCUUUUUGUAUAAAUCUGCUUUCCUUCUGUACAUUUUUCUCCUUACUCUUCACUUUUCCAUCUGUUUUAUCAAUGAAGAGCGUUGAAAUGCAAGUUUUACAGAUACAUUUUGGAAGUCAAAUUCAGUUGGGCACUCUUUAAAAAAAGUAGAAAAAGACCAUCAAGAGCAUCAUGGAAAAAAAGGCUUUGGGAAUUCUGUUGGCUAACAUACAAAUGAUAUGCUAAGAAAAAGCUCAAGAAACAACCACCUUCCUGAAACCAGUUUGAAAAAUGAUUAAUAUGAGAACCAUUGCUUCCAUUCCAGUCAUUUUCUGGAAGCCAGUAAAACCAAAGUGCAUGUAUCUAUUUUUGCAAUUGUUUUCCAUUCAUGUAGAUAGUGCCAAGACAGAAUAAAGACAAUUAAAUUAGUUAGUAAGGUUUGUGGUUUCAUAAAGCAUUGCUCUCUGAAGGUAGUGCAAUUGUUUUGUGUUGGAAAAGCGGUUUUGCUCUUGCAUUUACUACCUGAUCUCAGAUUUCUUCAGAUGACUGUUGUUUUUUAUACCCAUAGGACUGUUUCCACCCACACUUGUAUGUACACUUACAUUUCUCAUUUGGCCUUCAGCUUCACUUCAAACCUGUAUUUCAGGUUCAGGCAGGGGCUUUUGCACGUCCUUCUUGCCUCAUCACUCCUCAGAGUGGCUGCCUACUACGUUGACACCAAAGCCUGCCUCUUACUAUCCCUUGCAGAGAUCCAUAGGGAAUCAUAUAUCGUGCUGGAGCCCUUUUCUGGUUCUUGCCGUGUUUUUCAAAUGUUUGGCAGAAUAGUGACUGUCCCCUUCCAGAUCAGUUGGGACAGCAAGAGUCAAUGCUUAAUUACUUAAAGCAUUGAAUUCUCUGUCCAUCUGCCUCAAAAGAGUGUGUUUUCAGAGGAAAGAAGAGAGGUGAUGGAAGGAAGGAAGUUGGCAGUGUCAGACAGAUUUUCAGGCACAUUUGUGAGUGUUCUACUUGCUCAGUUUGAGAGCCGCUUGUCCAUUAAAACUAAAUGGCAAUGGUGAUAACAACAGACUGUUGUCUUUAUUCUUGACAGAAAUGCCAGACAAGAAAUGACUAAUUCAGACAGUAUCAUACAGAUGCAACAUCAGUGAUAAUGAUUACUUACUGUUUCAUUUUCAGUAUUUUUAGGUUCUUUAAUGUUGCAGUAGUAUAUGGUUUUGUGUAGACUUUCUAAUGGUGUAAUCUGAACAGCUAAAAAUGUAUCUCUUUUUCCCUGAAGUAUUAUUUUUUGGAAAUACCAUUGGCAGUAGUGUGUAUUUCCAAAGUAUUUGUGAAAACUGAGCAAGGAAAAACAUUUUCCAGCAGUUGCAGCUUAAAGGGUUAGACCUUGAGUAGCAGGAAGACCCUCUUACACAUCAAUUCCAUGUUAGUUUAUUUGGAAUUUGAAUUAAUACUCAUGUCCAUUUCUGAUUUUAAAAUAUUUUCUUGAAUAAUGACUCACAGUCAUUAUCUUUAUCACAGGAAUUAGUUCUCAUCUUAACUUCUUCAAGAUUGAGCCUUGAAUUUCAAACUUAGUUUUAUACCCGAGUGCUGGUGCUAGCGUGUGAACUUCUUUUUGGAGAGUGGUAUGAAGUUUAUUGUAACUCGUUAGUGGUGCUAACCCAAAGCCUUUGACAGCAAGCUCGGUACUGGUGCUGUAAGGUGUCUAUUGCUACCUUAAUCUCGUAGAUCAUAGAAGUAGUUUUUUCUUCUGCUUCCCCAGUAGUAGACUUUAAAGCUUUUUGAAGAUUAGGGUAGUACUUGAGUACCUGUGAGGUUUGGGUUUUUUCCCAGCUAUACAAAAUGGGUAGUACUGCAGUGCAGUAAUAAGAAGGUGGCUUAUCAGGAACUGAAGUGUACCGCGGUGUGGCAGUGUAUACCUGCUUGCAUUAUAUUCACAGUGGUUCACUCUGACAUAGAUGGGAAAAAUUUUAUAAGAGUUUUGACAUGUAGAUGCAGGACACUUCUAGUCAAACCAAAUGAACUUUGUUACUCGGUUAUACAGCUGAUGUAUGCAGAAGCGCAUGCUUCAUUUUUACAUGUGUAUAGGCAUUCAAGCUGCUUUCUAUUCCUUAAAAGGCAGGGCAGAAUGUGGUUACUGUACACACAGCGCCUUUGAGAAUCACUUUUCUGUUUAGACUGCCUGUCCCUUUUGGGGGAAUAGUUCUGAACCCUUGUCAUCGCUGCAGGCCAAUUUCUGAAAAGAAAUGAAAGAAGCAAAAAGCAGCAUUGUAGCAAUGGAAAUGCACAGGUGAUUGAGAUGUCUGCAAGUCCAGGGAGCUGGAGGCCAGUCCCUGAGUGAAGCGUGGAAACUUCAAGGAGCAGCUGUCAUUGAUAUAAAUAAGCCCAACUGGCAGCUUUCAUAGAGGAGGCUGCUAAAUGGGGGUGGAGAACCAUGAGCUUCCCUAGAGCAUGAGCUGUAUGUGGGAGAAGAGCUGCACGAGACUGGUGAAGCCACCUGUGGGAAGGCAACCAGGCAGAGAAGAGGAGGACCCAAGAUUUCAGAAGGUGUAUUUAGCAAAUCAAGAGAUAUGGUGUGAUUAUAAUUUCCUGAAGGCAGCAGCCUUUUCACAUUGAAAAUGAUUAGGAACAACCAAUAUGGUUCUGUCAGUGAAAACAAGGGUUGGAUAUUUGUCAAGAAAGGAUUCUGGUAACAGUCUGGACUUGAGCGCUUGUUCAUAUCAUUCAAGAACAUAUAAACAAUGUCUUGGCAAGAGUGAGUGAGGCAGGAAGAUUGUCAGUUCCCAGACUUGGUGCCGAUAGGCUAAUAUUGUAGGGUAGGAUUGUUGAAAAGAACAUGCGUAAGGAAUAUUAGUGAAUUAAACACAUUUUCCCCCUCUCCCCCUUCCCCUCACAGGGAAGAUUUGUUUUUUAGUGUGGUCUCCCAUUCCCUGUCUUUUUACUGGUUAGGGCAACUGCGAACAUGCAGUUCCUUGCCCUGAAGAAAAUGCUCUUUGGGACAUUAAGUUAACAUUUGUUGCCAGGGACUUCUUUUUCUUUCUAGAUGUUUGAUGCUCACAGGCGUUGCAGGAAUGGGUUCUGCUGCAGUUGCCACUGCUCCAUCGUUCCUCUAGCUUCCUCAGAAUCUCUGGCCUCGGUCCGCAGUUAGCUGCUGGGUGAGCACCUCUAAUUCUCAUGGCCGAGACAGUCACAAAGUUGAGACUUCUUGGCUGCUGGCAGAUGCUGUGUUCUUCCACCGCAGUUUCCAAACUCUACAGUUCCUGCCUGGGAUUCUGUCCUUUGGACUUUAUCAAAGGUUGGGAGAGACCUCUGGACCUAGUGAAGCAUUCUGCUUGAGCAAGAUCAGCUGUGAGAUUAGACCAGGUUCCUCGGGGAUUUGUCUUGUUAGGCCUUGAAAGAGAGUUUCCAGCCUCGGCUGCUUUGGAGAGGUGAUGAAUCAACAAUCAGGAAGUUUUUCAAAGUGAAAUCAUCUUGUUCACUGGAAAGCUCUCUUUUCCAAAUGCGUUGCCUAGCUUAUCACAAAAUUACCACUAAGGUUGUCUUCUAGUACAAAAUUAUUCUGAAUGUCAUGGGUAGUCUGGGGUCAGUUUGUUUAAAACAAGGGUUAGGAUUUAUACAAGGCUACCUGGUGCUUGGAGAUAAAAUCUCUUCCUCCAUAAUUCCUAUGCAUUGAAAGUCUUGGUCCACUGCUUUUGUAGGCUUGUUUCUCAUAUUUCUGUAAGUAGAGGGGUUUGCUUCUUUUUGCAGAAUCUUUCUAUGCUUUUCCCCAUCCACAUUGUCUUUUCAUGAUUUCUCACUGACCUUAUCUGUAAAAAAUGCUAUUUCAUUUGGCCCGUAGUAGUUUGUGGAGCAGUAGCAAAUACACCUAUCAUUCAAGAAAUAGGUAGUUUUUAAAAUGUGUCUCUCGCAUCCAAUGCAAGUUUUUUUCAGCUGUUUAAUUUCUUGUGGAGAUUGAGUCUUCAUACUGCCUUUUCUGUAGCUCAUAGAGGGAUCCAUGAGCUGGACUGGAUGGGCCUCACUAAUACUGAACAUGUAUUUUUAGGAAGUAUAUUCAUUUCAGGGAUUUCAUUUCAGAUUUAAUAUAGUUUGCUGUAUUAGAAAGCUGAAGUUUCCUGCAAAAUUUUUGAUAGCGCCCCAUUAAAAUUAUUUGUUUUCCUUUGUUAUGGGGAAAACUGUGUUCAAUUUGUUUCACAGAAAGGCUUCAGAGAUCAGUUUUUGUUCCCAUGCUGCGCUCUUAUGUAUACAGAUUUGUAGUCAAUGUAAACAGUGCAGCCCUGCACAGGAAUCUUGCAUGGAACAACUCCCAGAAUGUGUCUUCUAGGUAUACUCGCAGCCCAAUGGGGGAGAUAAAAGCCCCAUGAAUUACUAAGGCAUAGCCACCCAUUUGUGUUGCUGACUCCAUGGGAUGGAACAAUUCCCGUAAUUCUGUAUUGCUUUUUCUCGUAAUGGACACAGGCAAACUUAUGUUUUCCUGCAGUGGAAUGGUACAUGUGUUAGAAGCUGUAUUGUUAGGUUGAAAAACAGUAUUAUUUAAAUGCCAUUUGAAUAUUUACAUCUUAAGUUUGAUUUUCUAAAGUCCUUCUCCAGGAGUUAUUGCUGGAGAUUUUCAGGAUGAGAGAAGGAACUGGGAAAAUACAUAAAGGCUUCACAUUUCAAGUAAUUAGAUAAAUCAUAGUUACUAUUAAUUAUCAAAAUUAAUUAUAUAUUGGAAAGUAAUAUAUGUAACAAGCCAGCAAUAACAAGAAACACUGCAUUGGCUCUCUGAAACAAUUUUCUUCCUUUAAUCUUCUGUAGUGCUCCCAAUGGUGUACCACUUUUAUAAAAGGAUGGGAUUUGUGAAAGUGUACUGAAUGGAAAUUACAAUAUCCAGUACAUGGGAGGGUGCAUGUUCAGCCACUGCAGUAAAUAACAAAGAAGCAUUACUGAUUCCAUCAUAAAAUGAGAUUCAGAGAUUUUGUGACUCCAAAAAUACAAUGUAGAGAGUUGUUCCGUGGAUCUUUAGGUGAUUCAUGCUUCUUCCAUUUUAAAAUGAUCUUUGGACACCUAUCAAAAGAGAGUUUGCUAUAACUCUGUGAUAGCUGAGCUUCAAAUUAAUGUCUAUUUAAAAUGACCAUGAUCUGUUUUUUUGAGACACUAAAGACCUCAGCUAUUAUGCAGUUAUGCACUAAAAUCCAUGUUUAAGUGAGUUGGCAUUGCAGUUGGCUUAAGAAUGUGGGAUAUUAUCACUUUGCACUACCCUGAAAAUGUAAAUGCUUACAGAUAGCAACAGACUUUCGCACUUCUCCCACUUAGGCUGUAUGAUUUUAGUUCCCCUUUUUACUGUAGGCAAUAUUUUCAAUCUUUGAAAUGUUUUGUAGCAAUUAGUUUUGUAUUUGGUAAAAUGAUAAGUGGUAAAGUAGAAGAUCUCCUCUGUAUUUGUUCAGUAAGUUGUUGUUCCAUUGUGCUGUUGAAGUAUUUGAUGAGAUAAAGUAUAAAAUACCUGAUGCUUUCCUUCCUCAGAUGGGGGCAGAGGUUUGUUGCAUACUGAUCACGUAAGUUAAUGCAGACUUGAUUCAGAGACACCUAGUCCAAAUUUCCUACACAUUUUUAGACCCCACUCACCAUUGCAGCAGAAGGCUAUAAAUAUUAACGACUGCCAGCUGCUCGCUCCCAGUAGGGAUGCUUUCCCCUGAAGUUAAUCGUUCUGAUUCAGUGGGAACCUUUCAUUGCCGAGCCGAUCCAGGGACUUGUGAAGCCUGACAAGGCAAAGAACAGUUAAUCAUCCCCAUGCCCCAUUCCCAGCAAGAUUUUUUUCCUCCUGACUCCAAUAACAGCAGGACCCAACCAUAAAAUUCUUAGAUAUAGAAAGAGCGAUCAAUGAUAUUAUAGCAAGGCUAUUUCUGUUCCUCAGAUUUGUGCAAUUUAUGUUGUUGCGGGGGAACAGGGACGUUUUUAUCUGACGUCUGUAUUCUGCUUUUCAAAAAAGAUUGAUGAAAUUAUGUUCUCCCCCCACCCCAGAGUUUAAUAAGCUAGAGCUUUCGGAGUUAUGCUUCACUUGCUCCCAUGUUUGUCCUGGCAAAGAGCAAAAUGUAAAGCUGAGGCUUUUUCUGCUGGAUGUUUUUCUUUUCUGUGAUAAACAUAAAAUAUGCAAUUGGUGUCUUGAGAGUAGUAGAUGCAA
Cuculus canorus (common cuckoo) is the source of this 8052-nucleotide messenger RNA. RefSeq names its product mitochondrial poly(A) polymerase (gene MTPAP). The record is from RefSeq and is a predicted model, not a curated record. Gene Ontology annotation, cellular component: mitochondrion. Lineage: Eukaryota; Metazoa; Chordata; Aves; Cuculiformes; Cuculidae. Gene Ontology annotation, molecular function: poly(A) RNA polymerase activity.